Prunus armeniaca (apricot) is the source of this 432-nucleotide messenger RNA. NCBI's taxonomy places the organism in Eukaryota, Viridiplantae, Streptophyta, Magnoliopsida, Rosales, Rosaceae. The record is from the annotation of a GenBank genome assembly.
AUGGCCUUAUUUUUGAACAAGCUAGCUUCUAUGGUGCCCCAUCUCCAUGCUGUCGACGUCGACGUCCCUGUCGAAAUUUUGCGCAACGAUGAGCACAAGCUUGAACGGGUUGCUUUGGGUAGAGAGUGCCAUAUAAGUCUGGGAAAAUCUGUACCAAUCCGAGUGCACCAGGUUGACUCCCUGGUCACAAUGCUUCGGCAGAAGCUUCAGAUUCAGAGGCGCAAGUGGGAGGUUUUUGUUAACAAUGAUCACACCUGGACCUUUGUGUCGAUAGAAGUUAUUGCUGCUGGGUUAGCUGAGAUAACAAAGCAGAUUCAAGCUGUCAAUGAGGUGUAUAAGCUUCACAAUCUUCCUGAAUUUUACAAGUAUCCAGGCCCUCAUAACACGGAAAAACAGAGGCCUAAAGUCCAUCAUUAUCAGGGAACCAAUUGA